AUGACGAUCUCUGUCUGCUGCUCACAAUAUUACAAUAUUUUUUGUAAACUUUCGAGUGGUUUCGCUUUGAAAAUAGUAAACGAGGCGGUUAUUUUGUCGUCGGACAGUAUUUGGCAUUUUGCUGAGGGCGGAAGUAGACGUGAGUGAUCGCUCUUGCUUUCCUUUCGGCGAGGGGGGCAAAGAGCCAUCAAGGGCUAGCAGCAUUUGGUUUAUUAGCAUCAGCAGCAGAGGUGAGAGAACUAACAGCUGUUACAGCCACAAAGUCCGCUUCACGUCUUCACACAGCGAGAGUCAACAUGUCUGAGACAUAUGACUUCCUGUUUAAAUUCCUGGUGAUCGGCAGUGCCGGGGCAGGAAAAUCCUGCCUCCUCCAUCAGUUUAUUGAGAACAAGUUCAAGCAGGACUCCAAUCACACUAUAGGUGUGGAGUUUGGUUCCAGGGUGGUCAAUGUUGGUGGAAAGACAGUCAAACUGCAGAUCUGGGACACUGCUGGACAGGAGCGAUUCCGUUCAGUGACACGCAGCUAUUACAGAGGAGCAGCAGGCGCUCUGCUCGUUUACGACAUUACCAGUCGGGAGACAUAUAAUGCUCUGACCAACUGGCUGACAGACGCACGAACGCUAGCGAGUCCCAACAUUGUUAUUAUUCUAUGUGGCAACAAGAAGGACCUGGACGCAGACAGAGAGGUGACCUUCCUGGAGGCCUCACGCUUCGCUCAGGAGAACGAGCUGAUGUUUCUGGAGACCAGCGCUCUGACAGGAGAGAACGUUGAAGAGGGUUUCCUGAAAUGUGCUCGGACCAUCCUCAACAAGAUUGAUUCAGGUGAGUUGGACCCAGAGAGGAUGGGCUCAGGUAUCCAGUACGGAGACGCUUCGUUAAGGCAGCUGCGACAGCCGAGAGGCAGCAGCGCACAGAAUAAGCAGCAGUGUAACUGCUAGUGAUUGGGGCGCGGCCCUCAGUCAGCCCACAUGCCCAAACACACAGGACGUCCCCUCCAGCUGUAGGUGUUUUUCGGAGUGUGAGACUCCCUUCAGGGUCACACACCUCGGAUCACCUGGACUAGUGGCCAAGGCGUCCACGGCAACCCCUGACCUCUGGUAAGAGCGUCUCCAUGCCUGAGGUGGACAGUGUAAACACGCUGCGAUGACACAGGAGAUGAUUCCUUCUGGUUUCUCAGCUUCUUACCAGAUGAGUCAAGGGUUGUGUCUCCUGCUGUUUUAUCUGUGCUUUUAGCCUCAUCUGCUCCACCCAGCUUCCAGUAUUUGCACAAUCUUGUCUGUCAAAUGUUUUGUGUAUAUUUCCUCAUUACUCUGGUCAGUGCUGCUUGCAUUUAAAUUAUUUAUUUGAUCAUUUGCACUGAACACUUCUGUUGCGUUUUGUUUUACAGUACUGUGCGAAAACUGUAGGCACAGAAAUAAUGAAGCUGAUAUGUAGCUGAUAAUUAUGAAGUAAACCAUGUGACCACUUUUAAAAAGUGUUUAGGUAAUUAGAUGGCUUCCUGUAGCAUGUUUUUUCAAAAAUCUGGUUGUAUUUGAUCAGUGAUUGUUUUGGUGACAUACUGGACAGUAAAACAAAGUAGUUACCAGAAACAGGGGGAUACAUUAGGUUUUUUGUGGAAAUGGUUGUUGGUACAUUAGAUAGAUGUGGAAGCUUUAUUUGGCAUUUGUACUCACACGAACGUUUAAGUACAUUGGAAUCCUUGUACAGAGCUUGCGAGUAAAUAUAAAGGUAUAAAAAGGAUACACCUGAAAAAAGAAAUGUAUUACAAAGUGUCAUUAUAAAAUUAAUUACUAUUAAUGUCGUAGGGUGCCUAAAGCAUUUUCCACGGUACUGUAUUUUUAAAAACGUGCACAGUACUGAUCUCUGUAAAGGUUCCUGCACUUUUGUCAAGCCUCAUUCUAAAUGAAGCAGUUGGAUUUACUUUUUUAGCUCUAAAUACAGAACCUUUUAGUCACUCUGUGUGCAGCACUGAGUUUGGGUGGUAAUGCCCUCGAUGUGGCCCGCUAGCUUGACUAAUUUUACUGUAUGUGGAUCUACAUUAUUCUCAGUCAUUGGGAGGGACGUGGUCUAAUCACUGCAUUUGAACCGUUAGUCAUGUUGAAAGCACAAAAUGUUAUUUUACUAUAAAAGGUCGUAUUUGUUCAAUUUCGUGGUUCUCAAACUCAGCGUGCAGGAGGUUUUUUGUAACCGUUUUUGUGAUGCUGGAAGACGUAAAGGAGGACUCUGAUAUUUUUCAAGCUGGGCUGUAUUUGUGUAGGUUUUUGAAUUGUUUCCGUCUGGACAACAUAAAUACAUAAGUAAUCUGUGCAGUAUUGAUUUAGAACACAAACAUGCUGCAGUUAAAUGAGAAACUAAAACCACACUUCGUAACUACUACUUGUUGCUACUGAACAGGUGAAAAUGUUAUUAGAAAUGUCUGGUAGCCUGGGGAGGAUCCAUACUAAGAGAAACUUGCAUGUUUACCUCUCUAAAUGUAAAGAAAGUUUUUAAAAUUGCUUAUACAACUAGCUACUUACCUUAGCCUUGCAGUUGUCCGGUGGCACCGGUGUACACAGAACCAUUACGAGUUAGUUGCCAAUGAGCUUGUUCUGUACCUCAAUAUUGGAACAAUUAAAAUGGUUUGUCCUGAGUGAAAUGCAGUUACCUGGUAAAAAAACACUUACUUGCUUUUGAUAUCUUCCUUCCUGCUCAGGGUCGGCCACAACAGAUCUGUUUAGGGUGACCAGAUGCCCCACUUUGUGCCCCAAAUUGAACCUUUUGUUUUAGAAGCAAAUACACUGUUUGGCCACCACACUGCCAAACUUAAUCAAGAAUGGGGUUUUUUUUUAGCCCAGGUUUAAAAAUACUGGAGUCCCCCUUUAAGAUGUGGGCAACCAAGAUUUAUUAGGACACGGACACACACAAAAAAAAAACACCUAAGAUGGACUUUUUUAUGUGGUACAAAAGGAAAGCAGGUGAUCAUCACACAUUUAUAAGUCAGAUGACUUUCAUCGGUUGUUUAGUAAAACUGUUACUUAGAUUUUAUGUUCCAGACUGUUGUGCUCUAAAAGCAUCUAAAAUGAUGUGUUCUGGGUGUGUUUGACCAGGUUUAAAUUAAAAGUUGUAUCAAAGAGGAAAUUUUUGGGUUGCUAAACUGAAGCCAACAGAAAACAUUUGUGAAGCUCCACUUUGAAUGUUCUUCCCCCACAGCGGUUUACUUCUGUUUGUGUCCCCACUCCUCAGAGAGGCAUUGGUACUGAAUCAUGCGACGGUUGUUGUGUUGGCUUUGAUCUUGCGCGUCAUCCUGUUGAGGUUUCACUUGUUGAACUGUGGCGCAGCACUCUGCCUUGGACAGAACCAGGGAAUUUCCACUGCAACGAUUUCCGUUCCGUGUAAGACUGAGGGUCUGUGGAGCUGCUGGACGGGAAUCUAAAAAUACUCCAAACUUUGCCCUAAUGUUGAGUCAAAGGCACGAGGAGAGCAGAACUGCGUUUUCCUCCUGCCUCCUCUUCAAACUUUGGCAUAUAUCCCCAAACUGUAUGACUCUGAGGGGAAGAAGGUGAAAGGAAUAAAAGAUUCCAUUCCCUCUAACAGAGCAUCACAUGUGUUCUUCUGCAAGUGCACUUUUACUUUUUUGUUAAUAUCCUGUAACUAUAGACUUGUACAUUUUACUUGACCUGUGUACUGUAAUAAAGAUUUAUUGUAGA
Molecule: messenger RNA, 3686 nt
Organism: Thalassophryne amazonica
Lineage: Eukaryota; Metazoa; Chordata; Actinopteri; Batrachoidiformes; Batrachoididae
Gene: rab4b
Product: RAB4B, member RAS oncogene family
Exons: 8
Coding region: 297-938 (213 amino acids)
Biological process (GO): regulation of endocytosis; Rab protein signal transduction
Cellular component (GO): endosome
Molecular function (GO): GTP binding; GTPase activity
Source: RefSeq, a predicted model, not a curated record